Messenger RNA from Racocetra persica, 948 nucleotides. Lineage: Eukaryota; Fungi; Glomeromycota; Glomeromycetes; Diversisporales; Gigasporaceae. The record is from the annotation of a GenBank genome assembly.
CUAUCGAAGAUAAAAAUUUUGCUAUUGUAUAUAUUUAUACAUCAAUAACUCUCAAUACAUAUAAAACUAUCGUAUCUAAGCAAAAAGAAUAUGGAUCUCUUGAAUUGAGCGAGUCUAUCAUCGAAGAAUCAGAAGUCCUUAGAGAGAACAGUGUGAAUAUGGAAAACUCUAGUACUACUAAUAAAGCGCUCCAAUAUACAGAAUCAAAUUCAUGGUGGUGGAAAGACAAAGCCAGCGAGUAUCUAUUACAAGCUGGUAAUGUGAUUGUAGGCGGUGUAGCUGCUGGUAGUCUCCCUGUUGGUGGUCUUACUGCUGGUGGUCUUACUGUUGGUGGUCUUACUGUUGGUGGUCUUAUUGUUGGUGGUCUUAUUGUUGGUAGUCUUACUGUUGGUAGUCUUAUUGUUGGUAGUCUUACUGUUGGUGGUCUUAUUGGUGGUUCUAUAGGCUUGGUUGGUGGUAACAGCUUAAAAAAUAUGGAUACUAAAGAAUCAUUAAAGCGUUCUGAUACACAUGUGAUUAAUCGAGCGAGCAAGGAAGAUAAUAUUCCCGUUAAUAAAUUUACUUUUACGAAAGAAAUUCUUCUAGCUGUUCACGAAGGUUUACGUUCUUUCGUCAAUUCCGAAACUGCUCAUAUAAUUUGCAGUGCCCAACAGGACGAUGGAUCCUUUACUCUACAUUCAUUUAUAACUGAUCAUCUUGGUAUAAAAUCAGUUGACGUUACUAAAUCCCUUAGGCGUUUCGUUGGUAGCCCUCAAUUAAGAGAGUGUAAUGAUUCUGUUUGGCACACGGCUUUUACAAUCUACUAUUUUAGGGUUGUAUUAAUGAACCAUAAAAAGGAAUGGCACCAUGUUUAUGACCGUGCUAAUAAAUGGCUAUCUAAACAGAUUAAAGGCACUAAAUUGAAGAAAAAAUUAUUUUCUGCGUGUAAACAAUAUUUAAUUGAAAAAG